GUCUACUGUGCGGGACAGGUUUGGUGGUAGUAGUGGUGGUGCUACUACUGCUGCUGCUAUCCAAACUACUGUAUCUGUACCACCACCCUUCCUCACUCCUCCAUGCUCAUUCCUCAUCUGCAGGACUCAGCCAGCCAAAGAGAAUUUGGCGAAACGCAGGCUCCAUCAAUCACAAAACAACAAAACAUGACGUUCGCCAAGCGUCUGGAUCCUCGUGGUAUCGCUCGUGGUAGAGGUAACUAUAAAGCCCCGAUCUAA
Messenger RNA from Aspergillus homomorphus CBS 101889, 258 nucleotides. RefSeq lists its product as uncharacterized. The record is from RefSeq and is a predicted model, not a curated record. The annotation marks the transcript as partial. The transcript has 2 exons. Lineage: Eukaryota; Fungi; Ascomycota; Eurotiomycetes; Eurotiales; Aspergillaceae.